Molecule: messenger RNA, 2808 nt
Organism: Sodiomyces alkalinus F11
Lineage: Eukaryota; Fungi; Ascomycota; Sordariomycetes; Glomerellales; Plectosphaerellaceae
Product: FabD/lysophospholipase-like protein
Exons: 4
Coding region: 1-2808 (935 amino acids)
Biological process (GO): glycerophospholipid catabolic process
Cellular component (GO): cytosol
Molecular function (GO): A2-type glycerophospholipase activity
Source: RefSeq, a predicted model, not a curated record
AUGUCACACCUGUUCCGAACAGCCCAGAGGUUUCCUUCCUUCAACUACCAGGGGAGCACAACACCGCGUACCGGGCGUCAAGACCUAAUCAAAAAUGAGAGCAUGAUUCAGACGUUCUGGACAACAACCAGGCACCGGUACCAUUCUACACCAUUCUAUCAACAAGCACUCCUACACAAUCACUAUCAACUACCGCCGGUGGCACGCCACACGGCUUGUCAUGUUUCAACUCCUUGGUUCCUGUUCCUCUCGCAUCCCGCCACCACAGACACCAUGAGACACGUCCAGGCGCUCUCAUCGUCCCACUUGCUGCGGCCAUGGGCAACAUGCUUAUACCUUGAUUCGAUGGCUCGUCGGGUGCCGCACGGGCGUUGGAGGACGUCGCGAAGCCAGCGCCGUCAUCUCUUCACCGGUGCUUCCCAGAAACCACGCUCCCCCGACCGUAAGUUCACCUCUUCCAUCCCUGCGGCUAUCGCCUUCGCAGGCCUUUUCACAUGGUGGCUUUAUCCCACCGAAGAAUUUAACCGGCUGUCAGAAACAGCAAAACGGGUUGAAGACGGGAAGCCGGUUUGCGAUGAGGACAAGGACGACGAACCCAGAGACAGAAAUGGCACCUCUGCUGCGUGGUCUCAUUUCGCGUCGGCUUUUGAAACCUUUUCCGACGCCGCCACCAUCGAGUGGUCUGCCUUGUCCGACAAGAUCGUCGACUCGAUCCUUCCCGAGUGGUCCAAGAUGAUCCCGGGAUACGUCCGAAAGCUGCAGCGCGAGAUGUCCAUGGCUCCUGGCUCUCUCGCCGACGAGAUUUGGAACGAAGCACACGAUCCCUUCAUACACCCCGAAAUCCGACACUCCGCCUCUGUCCGCGUGUCGAACCAACUCUGCGACGAGGAGAAGGAGUUCCUCGCCCGUCGUAAGAAGGUCACUCGAGCUGCCCUGGCCCGUUUCCUCGGCAUCGAUGAACACGAUAUUCACCCUGACGAUGUACCUGUCAUUGCUACGUGCGGCUCCGGCGGAGGCCUACGCGCACUGGUUGCCGGCUCGGGCUCUCUGCUCGCUGCCGACGAGGAUGGCCUAUUCGACUGUGUGACUUACACCGCCGGUGUCUCUGGCUUCUGCUGGCUUCAGGCGCUUUACUUCUCCACCAUCGGCCGGCGGAGUCUCCCCCGUGUGGUCGAACAUAUCAAGUCCCGUUCCAAUAUCCACAUCGCCUACCCCCCGGUUGCGUUCCAUUCCCUCAUCUCCGCCCCUACCAACAAAUACCUCCUAAGUGGACUCGUCGAGAAGCUACGAGGUGACCCUCGCGCCACAUUUGGCCUGGUUGACAUCUACGGCUUGCUACUUGCCGCCCGUUAUCUGGUUCCUAGAGGCGAGCUAGGCGUCUGCAGUCGAGACUUCAAGUUGAGCAGCCAACGCGAGCAUAUUCAGUACGGCCAGAACCCGCUACCUAUCUAUACCGCCGUGCGGCAUGAGAUUCCCGGACUAGACAAUGCGGGGCGUCCGGCUUCGGAUGAAUCGGCCAAAAAGGAAGGACAGAAAGAGGCGUGGUUCCAAUGGUUUGAGGUCACUCCUUACGAGCUGUUUUGCGAGGAGUUCGGGGCCGGCAUCCCCACCUGGGCCAUGGGGCGGAAGUUCUACAAGGGUGUGGACGUCAGCCCGGAGAAAGGCUUUCAUUUACCGGAGAUCCGCAUGCCCUUUCUGAUGGGCGUCUUCGGCUCUGCCUUUUGCGCCACUCUAAGCCACUAUUACCGCGAAAUUCGGCCUCUCGUUCGGUCUAUCACGGGAUUUGGAACCCUCGACGGAGUCAUCUCGGGACGGUACUACAAUGACCUCAGCAAGGUGCACCCAAUUGACCCGGGAACCGUCGCCAACUUUGCCCACGGCAUGCACGGGAAACUGCCGCCAACGGUGCCGCCAUCCAUUUACGACCGGGAAUAUCUGGAACUUAUGGAUGCUGGUAUGAGCAAUAACCUGCCCAUCUAUCCGCUUCUGCGGCCCGGACGGAACGUCGAUGUUCUCAUCGCGUUUGACGCAUCGGCGGACAUCAAGACGGACAACUGGCUAGCCGUGGCCGACGGUUACGCCUGCCAGCGAAAAAUCAAGGGUUGGCCCAUUGGCAUCGGCUGGCCCAAACCGGACGAGACUCCCGCACAACACGUGAAACAGCUCGAAGAAGCUGAGGCUGCCACGACAGCGGAAGCACACGUCAAGUUGCAAGAAGCGAAGCAGCACCAGAAAGCCGCGGAGAAGGCACAGGACUCCCAGAACAAGAACAACGGUAAAAGCGCUGCUUCCCAGUCCGCCGAGUCGUCUGAAGCAAACAAAUUCAGUCCCGGCAAGCCCGGCUCGGGAGAUCUAGGCUACUGCACCGUCUGGGUCGGCACGAUGCAAGAGAGUACAACCGAGUCGCCUCCUCCGCCUUCCAGAGCCCUCACGGAUGAUGAAGCGGCAACGGAGCUCUCCCGCCCCGAUGCUGGCUUAGCCGUCGUGUAUCUCCCCCUCUUGGCCAACCCUUCCCGCGUCCCGGGCAUCAACCCCGGGACCACGGAUUUCCUGUCGACAUGGAACUUCGUGUACACGCCAGAGCAAGUCGACCAGGUCGUCGAGCUGGCGAGGGCCAAUUACGACGCCGGUCGAGGGCAGAUUCGCGAGACGUUGAGGGCGGUGUACCUACGCAAGAAAAAGGCGAGGGAAGAGAGGGAGGAGGCGGCCCGGAAGGAAAGGGCAAGGGGGAUGCAGAUGCCGGCUUUCCAGAAUGGUGUACAUCAAUCAUCCACCAUAGAGCCUCCUACAUGCGGUUCCAUUUUGUAA